CGAUUAGAUCUCAAAAGGCAAGUGUAACACAACAGCGAGCCAGCGAGUGGUGGCAAGAUCCACCAGAAUUGAGAACCCAGCCUGCAACUGGGGGCCACCGCCCAGCGACACGGAGCCCUGAGCGGACGCCUAAAACCCCAUGGCGCCGCCGCCCCGUUGCCUCCCCUGAUGGCGGCCGCCUCCACCUCCCCCCAUUCCGCCGCCGCCGCCACCCACGUCGACGACCUCCACGGAUUCCUCCGCAGCGGUCUCCGCACCCACGACGCCGUCCUCCGCACCCACGCCUUCCUCCUCCGCCGCGGCCUCCUCCUUGGCCACCCCGUCCCCGCCGGCCUCCUCCUCACCGCCUCCGCCUGCUCCGCGGCCUCGCCGCCUGCUCACCUCCUCAGGCUCCUUCUCCACCACCUGCCCCCUCCGCUCCCGCUAUUCUCAAUCGACGCCGCCCUCCGCGUCCUCGCCCCACGCAUCCCCUUCUCCGCGCUCUUCUCCCUCUUCGCGGCCCUCCUCCGCUCGCACCACCCCCUCUUCCCCGACCGCUUCUCCUUCCCGCCUCUCCUCUCCGCCGCCGCAUCCGCGUCCCCGCGUGUCCACCUCCCCUCUGCGCUCGCCCUCCACGCGCAGGUCCUCCGCCGCGGCCUCCUCUUCUCGCCGCCGCCCCACGCCGCCAACGCACUCCUCCACUUCUACGCAGCUGCCGGGCGUCUCCCAUCCGCCCGCCACCUAUUCGACGAAAUGCCGUUCAGGGACAUCGCGUCCUUGAACACCAUGAUGACAGCAUAUACUGCUGCACCUGGUGGCAUUGAUGUCGCGCGCCAGCUGUUCGAUGGAAUGCUCAUGAGAAAUGUGGUGUCUUGGAACAUCAUGGUUAAUGGGUACGUGAAGGUGAAGCGGCCGGAGCAAGCGCUGGAGGUGGUCAGAUGGAUGGCUGAGGUAGGGGUGAGGGGUACAGCAACAACAAUGGUAGGGGCAGCCACAGCGUGCGCCAGGUUGGGGUGGUUGUGGGCUGGGAGGGAGGUGCAUUGCGCGUUCUUGCGCCGUUUUGAGGAUGAUAACCUGUUGGUUUGGACCACAUUGGUUGAUAUGUAUGCCAAGUGCCGGAGGGUCUUGGCCGCAAGGAAGGUGUUUGAUCGGCUCAGCAUGAGGAACCUGGUAUGCUGGAAUGCAAUGAUCAUCGGGCAUUGUGUUUACGGAGAGCCUUAUGAUGGGAUCAAGCUGUUCCAUGAGAUGAUCGGGCCAGGGAAUGUGCAACCAGAUGGGAUCACUUUCAUUGGUGUUCUCUGCGCCUGUGCCCGUUUAGGUCUCUUGGAUGAUGGGAAGGCAUAUUUUGAGCAGAUGAGGACCAUGUACAACCUCAAACCGACAUUUGCUCACUAUUGGUGCAUGGCCAAUCUGUAUGGAAAGGUUGGGCUUCCAGAAGAAGCCGAGGGCCUCUUACGGAGUGUGCCGGAGGAUCUUAAGUCCCGGGCAUUGGGUGGCCUACUUGGGCUGUGCCGGUUCCGGGGGGAGUGGGCAACUGGGGAACGGAUUGCCCUCAGGUUGAUCGAGCUGGAACCAAGCAACAAUGCUCACUAUGCACUGCUUUGCAGUGUCUACGCCGCUGCGGGAAGAUGGGAAGACACUCACAGGGUGAAGGCUAUCAUGAAGGCAAGAGACGAGAGGUUCAGCCCUGGACAUCGGCUCUCAAACUUAAAUGAGAUUGUCCAUGAAUACAGAGUUAGGGAGAGGCAACCUGGGAGUCAGGAGAUGUAUGCUGUCCUAGAUGAGUUGGCAUCAAGGCUGAGAAUAGAUUGCAGAUGGAAUGAGCAAAGUGAAUCUGGAAUAGAAUAGUACAGAUGCACCGACGGAUCAUAUUGGACCUGCAUAGUUUUGAAUGAGCAGCUUCACGGAGCUAAGCGAGACAAUUUGAAGAAGUGUAUCUUCAGAUGUAACUCUUUGUGCAAAGCCACUUGUGAGUAUGUUGCUACAGAAGAGAAACAUUUGGGGUGGCAAUUUACACAUGCUGAAACAUGGGCAAACUUGUGUGCUUGUGUGACUGACCUGCAAAGCAAGCAUGCUGUCAUGGAAGGGAGCCCUCUUGGUCUUGAGAAGAAUGAGGUCUUGACUAUUGAGAUGUCGACUAACUGCAAGUGGACCAACGAAACCACAAGCUGGGUGUGCUAAGAUUGGAGGAAACAGGGCAGGAUGGGUGGUCAUAACCUUAUUGGUUAAACAUCUAGUUGCCUGUGGUGAUGAAGGGAUGGUACAGCUACGUUUUUUUUCUGCCUUUUGUUUUUGCCUCAUUGCCAUUGGCUUGUAGAGAUUCAGUCUUUUGACAAUUUUGCAGCGGGAGCUUAGUACUGUUAUGUGGUGUAGGCCUGAUGAAUGCCAAUUUGAGCCAUUGGUGGUUGUAGGAAAAAAGAGAAAGGGUAGAGAAUGAAUAAUUAGACACACUGAUUCAUCUUAUAUGUGUUACACUGUUGGACAAGUCAAAUAAUUGACUGAUAAUUUUGUUUUGAAAAUAA
Molecule: messenger RNA, 2501 nt
Organism: Panicum hallii
Lineage: Eukaryota; Viridiplantae; Streptophyta; Magnoliopsida; Poales; Poaceae
Product: pentatricopeptide repeat-containing protein At3g51320-like
Exons: 2
Coding region: 169-1827 (552 amino acids)
Biological process (GO): RNA modification
Molecular function (GO): RNA binding; protein binding
Source: RefSeq, a predicted model, not a curated record